This is a messenger RNA of Penicillium cinerascens, 1257 nucleotides long. Its product is annotated as phosphatidate phosphatase App1 family protein. The record is from RefSeq and is a predicted model, not a curated record. Gene Ontology annotation, cellular component: actin cortical patch. The transcript has a single exon. Lineage: Eukaryota; Fungi; Ascomycota; Eurotiomycetes; Eurotiales; Aspergillaceae. Bases 1 to 1257 code for a protein of 418 amino acids. Gene Ontology annotation, molecular function: phosphatidate phosphatase activity.
AUGGCGCAUUCACCGGCCAACGGCUCUGCAUCCCCUGAACACAAGUGCGAAGAUGGAGCCGCAGACCCAGUCCAACAGCCACCUGCACCCGAAAGGCGUGGCUCGGGCUUUUUGAACUUCUUUUCGUCCAUCCUGGGCCCCAAGUCCCCAUUGUCCCAUGCGGCGGACCCGCGCAAGAAUACAGUGUGGCUGCUCGACAACACAGCUUAUCAGCCGCUUGACGAUGAAACAGACGGUAGCCCGCUGCAGUCAUGGCAAACCGAAGUCGUCGCUUGCAUUUUCCACGCGGAUGGUCGCAAAGAUGUCGGCAAACUAGUCGCUGCAAUCGCUGACCAUCUCGGCCUGGAUGGUGAGGACGGCAACGACAAUCCUGGCGACAAGAUCGCACGUGCAAACAUUGAGAAGCGUGUGCAGCCCUUCCUCGACCAGGUCACUCCAUUUUGCACCGUCACCGUGGACUUGGAGAUCGAUGGAUCAGCUCAGUCCCACUCCCUGGGCCCCUCGGACCGCAACGGCAUCAUCAGCCAGUCCGUUGACCUGGAUGGAUUUGGAGUCGCAGAUGGUGCCGUCGUACGUGCCUCAAUUCAAAGUUUCAACGAUCAGCCUACAGCAACAGCAGAAACACUUUUCGCUGCACCAGCAGGCUGGCUUGUCGUCUCGGACAUCGACGACACGAUCAAGCGCACCAUGACGAUGGAACCCACCGGCAUUCUUCGCACCACCUUCGCCGAGGAGCCGGUGCCGAUCGACGGCAUGCCGGAGUUCUAUCGUCAUGUGCAUUCCGAGCUAGACCCAACCUGGUUCUACCUCUCGGCAUCACCAUACAACCUCUACCCAUUCCUGCACCAGUUCCUCCAUGAGCACUACUGCGCCGGCACACUAGUCCUACGCGACUACUCCUGGAUGGACAUCAGCGGCCUUAUCAAGUCUUUCACAGAGAAGACGCAGGAGUACAAGGUGGACCGGAUGGAGAAGAUCCGGCGCUGGUUCCCGCGUCGUCGUGUUCUAUGCAUCGGUGAUUCUACUCAGAAGGACCCUGAGGCAUACGCAGAGAUGUACCAUCGAUACCCGGGGUGGAUUCAUGCAAUCAUCAUCCGCAAGGUAACAAAUGUGUGUCACAUGGAAGAGAAGAAUAAGCCUGAGAGAUUCGAAAAGGCUUUCAAGGAUAUACCCGCUGAAGCUUGGACCGUCUUUGAGGAUACCCAGGAGCUUUAUGACUUUGUUGACGGACUGGGAAUGGAGGACCUAGCGCUGUAG